UACAUUGUAAGACUGACAAAUCAACGAAAAGAACACAAUCUCCACAUAUAAUUUAAAUGAUUCAUUUAUACAAUGUCUCGCUUUGAUGAAUCUGUAAAUAUAUAUUCGCCCGACGGGCAUUUGUUGCAAGUCGAAUACGCUCAAGAGGCGGUGCGCAAAGGCUCCACAGUGGUGGGACUUCGGACCAAGGAAUGCGUUGUGCUGGGCGUGGAGAAGAGAGCCAUUGAUUCCCUGCAGAUCGAGCGUACGUCGCGUAAGAUUAAAAAAAUAGAUCAACAUAUGGCAAUGACCUUUGCGGGUCUCACGGCCGAUGCUCGCGUAUUGGUGAGUCGCGCCCAGGUCGAGGCCCAGAGCCACCGAUUGAACUUCGAUCGGCCAGCAUCUGUGGAGUAUAUUACACGAUAUCUGGCCAGACUGAAACAGACGUAUACGCAGAGCGUUGCACGACGUCCGUUUGGCGUCUCCUGUCUGAUAGGUGGCUUCGAUGAAGAUGGCAGGCCGCGUCUAUUCCAGACCGAUCCCUCGGGCAUCUACUACGAAUGGUCGGCCAAUACGACGGGCCGCCUGGGGCAAACGGUGAACGAGUACUUGGAGAAGAACACAGCUGUCAUUUCCAGGGCCCCUGACGCAGCCUCAGCCAUGAAGCACGUGGUGCGUGCCUUGUUCACGGCCACAUCGCUGGAUGCCAGCUUCUAUGAACUGGCUGUGCUCAGAUACCGGCAGCCAAUGGAGAUGGUCAAACCGGAAACGUUGGAAUAUCUGGUGGGGGUCAUUAAACAGGAGACUGUGGAGGAGGCGGUUAAGCAAAGGCGCCGUAACGCGCUUUGACGUGCAACUACGUGCAUAGUACUAUUUGGUUAUAUAUAUUUCGUCUGGCUAACCAGGUACAUUUGCACACUUAUUGAUUGUUUUUGCGUUUGAAACUUUAUAUACAUAUUAAAAUUUCGGAUAUAUUUGUGUAUAA
Molecule: messenger RNA, 964 nt
Organism: Drosophila montana
Lineage: Eukaryota; Metazoa; Arthropoda; Insecta; Diptera; Drosophilidae
Product: proteasome subunit alpha type-7-1B
Exons: 3
Coding region: 73-828 (251 amino acids)
Biological process (GO): proteasomal protein catabolic process; ubiquitin-dependent protein catabolic process
Cellular component (GO): nucleus; proteasome core complex, alpha-subunit complex; proteasome core complex
Source: RefSeq, a predicted model, not a curated record